Messenger RNA from Astrephomene gubernaculifera, 416 nucleotides. Lineage: Eukaryota; Viridiplantae; Chlorophyta; Chlorophyceae; Chlamydomonadales; Astrephomenaceae. The record is from the annotation of a GenBank genome assembly.
CUUUCAGAGCUGGGACCGGAUGCGGGCGAGCAGGCGGCGGGCGGGGCGGUGGAGGCGGUGGUGGACUGCAGCCUGGCAGUGGUGGCGGAGGCGGCCGGCGGGGCUGCUGCUGGGCCUCAGCAGCAGCAGGAGCAAGUGGAGGGGGCGGCAGCAGCAGCAGGUGCAGGUGCUGCGGCACCGCAGCCCCAGCAGCAACCACCACCGCCACCAUCACCACCACCACCGCAGGGGCAGCAGCAUCAGCUGCAGCUGCUGUUGUCACGUGGACACGGCGACAUCGUACUCAUGCGGCGCAGGGGGGACUCCGUGUUGUACAGCAAUGUCGUACAUCCCAUCCGGCCGAGGUUGCCGUACACUGGCGUGCGGCCGUUCGUACUGGAGGCGGCCUUGGCGCACCCCAGCGGCGACAUCACAGC